AUGGAUAAAAUCCACGAAAAAAUCAGCAAGGAUGAUACAAGAAUAGCGAGAACUCCGCUGGACACAAGUAUCCAUUUAUCCAAGAAUUGUGGAGAGGGUGUAUCCCAAAUCGAAUACGCUCGGAUAAUUGGAAGCUUAAUGUACCUGAUGAGCUGCACUAGACUCGACAUAACUUAUGUUAUAAGCAAGUUGAGAACGUUUACAAGUAAUCCUAGUCGCGAGCAUUGGAAAGCCAUAGUUCGUGUACUUAGGUACUUACGAUUCACUCGAGAUUACGGGCUGCACUACAACAGACUUCCAGUUGUAGUAGAAGGCUACUCAGAUGCAAACUGGAUAUCUGAUACUCUAAAUUCGAGAUCAACUAGUGGAUAUGUGUUUACACUAGCGGGUGCAACAAUCUCUUGGAAAUCCUCAAAACAAACAAUUAUUGCCAAAUCCACAAUGGAAUCUGAGUUCAUUGCAUUGGAUAAAGCUGGAGAAGAGGCGGAAUGGAAUCGCCACUUUCUUGAGGACAUUCCAGAGUGA
Messenger RNA from Andrographis paniculata, 525 nucleotides. RefSeq names its product secreted RxLR effector protein 161-like. NCBI's taxonomy places the organism in Eukaryota, Viridiplantae, Streptophyta, Magnoliopsida, Lamiales, Acanthaceae. The coding region runs from base 1 to 525 and encodes 174 amino acids. The transcript has 2 exons. The record is from RefSeq and is a predicted model, not a curated record.